UGUGAGCUGUGGGAGGAGUGACUGCACGUGAGGAAGGACCCGGCUGCCCUCCGCUGCCGGCUCUGGCUCCAGCGAUGCGCCUGCUCCCUUUGUAGGACCGGCUUUGGGUGAACAUCCCCGCGCGCCCGGGCUGGGGCUGGGAGCGGUUCUCUGCGUGGCGCCUGGACUGCACGCGCCUCCCGGGGAACGAGCCUCUGUCCGCGUCAGCAGGCGCCCACGUCCCUCUCGCCCUCCGCCAUCCUCCCCCACCUCGUCUUUGUGCUGCUUGUGUGUCUGCGCCUCCUGCGGAGACCGCGCCUCCGGUGGCAGGAACCCGACUGGGAGAAGGGGCCGCGCCCGCCAUGGAUCUGUACGGGAAGAUGGCCGCCGCCCAGGACGCCCGGUCUGGCCAGAAAGACUCCUCCGACCAGAACUUUGAUUACAUGUUCAAGCUGCUCAUCAUCGGCAACAGCAGCGUGGGCAAGACCUCCUUCCUGUUCCGCUACGCGGACGACUCCUUCACGUCCGCCUUCGUCAGCACCGUGGGCAUCGACUUCAAAGUGAAGACUGUGUUCAAGAACGAGAAGAGAAUCAAGCUUCAGAUCUGGGACACAGCGGGCCAGGAGCGGUACCGGACCAUCACCACGGCCUACUACCGCGGGGCCAUGGGCUUCAUCCUGAUGUACGACAUCACCAACGGGGAGUCCUUCAACGCCGUGCAGGACUGGUCAACUCAGAUCAAAACCUACUCUUGGGAUAACGCCCAGGUGAUCCUGGUGGGGAACAAGUGUGACAUGGAGGACGAGCGUGUCGUCUCGGUGGAGAGGGGCCGGCGUUUGGGGGAACAGCUUGCAAAGGACAUCACGACACCUCGAGCAGUGAGGACUCAUUCACUCAGAAGGAGAAGAGCGGUGUCUAGACGGCGUGGUCAUCGGCACCUCCUGCAAGGCCUCCACUCCUUCCUCGGCCGGGCCAUCGCCCGUGAGGACCUUCCAGUCGUGUCCAAUGGCUCUGGGCGCCCACUGGGAUGUGCGCCUGGCUCACCUGGGAUAGCCGGAAACGUGUACUCAGCUCUCAAACCCACUGAGGAAGUUGGUGGUUAGUGAUGGCCCUGUAACAAAUUAAGGAAAAAUGAAAGCAGGUAGCCAACAUUAGAAUCCUAAUUAAGAGUGUGUUUUAAUGUUUAGUCAGUCAUUGCACAGCUGCUGAGUCUCAUGUGCCCAGCACUCAGCUUAGUGACUGAAGGGGGAGGGUGGGUGGGGGGGGCAGGAUGUGUCUAAAUGUGAAGUUAGGGCAGGAGUGGGAGCACAGGGCGUGGGGCCUGCCAUUGAAGACGUCAGAUGUGACCCCGGAGAGAAUCUGACCUGAGGAGAUUGUGCCCAACACACAGCAGGAUGGGGACAGAUGUUCUUCGUGAACAGAAAGACGACAGCCGGCAGCUGGAAGCCAUUGUUCUCGCAGCCAAACGGGCCUCUGAAGCCCAUCCACCCCCGCCCCCGCCACCCCCGUUUGCCUAUUUCUGCCUCACGAGCAAGACAGGCUGCAGCACCGUCGCUGUCUGUGCUGCGCAGCCCCAGACAUGGCCACGGAACACGCAUUGUUCUGAAGACAUGGCCACGGAACACGCAUUGUUCUGAUGACAUGGCCACGGAACACGCAUUGUUCUGAAGACAUGGCCACGGAACACUCAUUGUUCUGAAGACAUGGCCACGGAACACGCAUUGUUCUGAAGACAUGGCCACGGAACACGCAUUGUUCUGAAGACAUGGCCACGGAACACGCAUUGUUCUGAAGACAUGGCCACGGAACACGCAUUGUUCUGAAGACACGUUAGAAACAUUGACAUCGUUCCCAGGCGCCAAACACAAGGGUUCCCUUCACUGUCCCCCGCAGACAGCGCCAUGGUGCCCGGAGGUGUGCCUGUGCUCCCUGUGCCACACACAGAGUGUUGGGGUGCACAGACGAACCCCCUCUGUGAUGGCACCGGCUCCUUGGGGCGCUGUGGAGCGUGUCCUGAGCAAAUAUUAGCAACAGCUCCAUGCUUUCCCCCAGUGGGUGCAGCGUUUGGUUGAAAACUGCUACUCGGCACACAGCCCCCACCUGUCCACAGGGGCUCCUGUCUGGUUCAAAGCUAUAAAGUGUAUUCACAUUGUGAAGUUUCAGUUCUCUCUACUGAAAUUAAUUGUGUAAAAAUGGUAUGUGCUCUAUUAGGUAUUAAACUUGUAUGUGAAUUCUGUAUAGAAAGUGGUUUUGGUUCUUUGGAUUUAUCUUGUUUUAAUUUUUGGAGAUUACAAUAAAUAUCUUAAGAGAUUAUAUUCCUGAA
This is a messenger RNA of Myotis daubentonii (Daubenton's bat), 2302 nucleotides long. RefSeq names its product RAB3C, member RAS oncogene family (gene RAB3C). Gene Ontology annotation, molecular function: GTP binding; GTPase activity. The coding region runs from base 342 to 1082 and encodes 246 amino acids. NCBI's taxonomy places the organism in Eukaryota, Metazoa, Chordata, Mammalia, Chiroptera, Vespertilionidae. The transcript is spliced from 5 exons. The record is from RefSeq and is a predicted model, not a curated record.